Messenger RNA from Cavia porcellus (domestic guinea pig), 2286 nucleotides. RefSeq names its product HLA class II histocompatibility antigen, DRB1 beta chain-like. Lineage: Eukaryota; Metazoa; Chordata; Mammalia; Rodentia; Caviidae. The coding region runs from base 82 to 843 and encodes 253 amino acids. Gene Ontology annotation, biological process: antigen processing and presentation; immune response. Gene Ontology annotation, cellular component: membrane; MHC class II protein complex. The record is from RefSeq and is a predicted model, not a curated record. The transcript is spliced from 6 exons.
CUGUUAUAAUUUGGGUAGACAAGAUGCACUGAGUGAGGCUUCUCUGCUUCAAUCUGACCCAGUUCUGCCUUGCUCUCCAGAAUGCUGUGUCCUUGGCUCCCUGGAGGCUUCUGCGUGGCAUCUCUGACAGUAACACUGCUAGUGCUGAGUCCUCCUCUGGCUUUGUCCAGGGACACACGACCGCGUUUUUUGGAGUAUAUUAAAUGGGAGUGUCAGUUCUCCAAUGGGACCCAGAAGGUGCGGCUCCUGAUUAGCUGGAUCUCCAAACAGGAGGAGAAUGUGCGGUUUGAUAGUGACGUGGGAGAGCACCGCGCGGUGAAUGAGCUGGGGCGGCCAGACGCCGAGCUCUGGAACAGCCAGAAGGACGUCCUGGAGCAGAGGCGCGCCUCGGUGGACACAGUGUGCAGACACAACUACCAGGUUGGAGAGAAGUUCACAGUGCUGCGCAGAGUUGAGCCCAAGGUGACCGUGUACCCCACAAGGACCCAGCCCUUGCAGCACCACAACCUUCUGGUCUGCUCUGUGAGUGGCUUCUACCCAGGACACAUUGAAGUCAGAUGGUUCCGGAAUGGGCAGGAGCAGGAGGCCGGGGUGGUGUCCACAGACCUGAUCCAGAAUGGAGACUGGACCUUCCAGACCCUGGUCAUGCUGGAAACUGUUCCUCAGAGUGGAGAGGUUUAUGCCUGCCAGGUGGAGCAUGUGAGCUGGAGCAGCCCUGUCACUGUGGAAUGGAGGCCAGAGUCUGGAUCUGCCCAGAGCAAGAUGCUGAGUGGAGUUGGCAGCUUUGUGCUGGGUCUGCUCUUUCUUGGGUCAGGUCUGUUCAUCUACUCCAGGAAUCAGUAAAGAGCUCUCUGGAGUUCAACCAACAGGACUCCUGAGCUAAAGAGAUGGUGAGAGCACUGAAGGAAGGGCCUGUGUCCCUGCUCUCCAAGACUUCUCCACAUUGUGUCCGGCUUCCUGCUUGGCUCGUUCUCUCACAGAGAGAAGCUCUCCUGGUGCCCAGGACCACAGAGAACGUAUCCUCCCUGAUGGCUUCCUCUGCCCCUGGGCCCCACCUGGAGGCCCACACUGCAGGGCCUUCCCUCCAUUCCCUCCUUGCCCUUAUGUGCUCAGCAUUCACCUGCUCAGUGCUUCUACACAUCCCCUUGUGCAACGCUGCUUUAUUACAUUUUUCUCAAAUAAACAGGGAGUGGAAAAUCACCUGCUUCUUACAAUUCUGAGGUAAAAAACUAGAAGUGAACAGGAGGAUGACAUCACAGCGUACCGCUGGUUCCCAUUUGUGUGUGAGAGGAUGCAUAUGGUAAACAGGUUGUGUUAGCCAGGUUGCAGGGUCUAGAGAUUAAAGCAUCAUAUUCUGUGAAAUAAACAUAUGCAACUUUCUCUUCUAAUUUAUGUAUCUCACCAAAAUAGUAAUGAGUUUUUUUUUACUGUAAAACAAAACAAAACAAAACAAAAAAAGCAUAAAAAGGAUGAUACAGAAUUUGGAAACAACAUAAUGGGAGAUUAAAAUGGUUAGUAUAAUGCAUAUUGUUAUUUUGAAAGUCAUUGCUGAGCUUACAAUACGUAGGCAUAAGAAAUGAUCAAACUAUGAUAACAUAUAUAUAUAUGUGUGUGUGUGUGUGUGUGAGUGUGAAAUCUUUUCCCUUUUUGUUUUCUCAUUUGCCUGAACCCAAUUCUUUCUUUUUUUCCCGUUUUACUUUUACAGUAUCUAUUACACAAUUUUAAUAUUACUCGUUCAGCUUGUUCACUAAGGAGACAAUAUGAUUUUUACCAGUGAGUCUGAUUUACUUCACUUAUUGGUAUGGUCUCAAGUUGCAUCCAUUUACCUAUAAAAAUCUAAAGUUUGUCCUUCUUUAUAGCUGAGUGGUACCCCAUUGUAUAAAAAUACCACAUCUGUUUUAUGCAAGCUGCGGUUAGUGGUCAUUUGGGUUGUUUCCAAGGUUUAACUACUACAAAUUCCGCUGUUAUAAACAUAAGUGCACCUACAGUGCUGUGCUAUGAUGUUUUCAAUUCUUCUGGGAGAAUCCCCGGAAAGGGCGUAGUUGGGUGGAAUGGGACUUCCAAUGCUAGUUUGUGAGGAAUCUCACACUAAUUUCCACAGCCAUUGCACCACCAGCACUCUCAGCAACAGUGGAGAAGCAUUCCUUUGUCCCCAUGGUCCCACCCACAUUUGUUAUUGAUUGAUUUCUUGAUGACAACCAUUCCUUAUGCAGUGAGACGGAAUCUCAGUGUUGUUUUACUUUGUAUUUCUCAAAUGACUGGUGACAUUAAACAUUUUUUCAAGUA